AUAUCUCCUCUUAAUAGAGAUCGUAUAUAUAUAUACAUAUAUAUAUAUAUAUAUAUAUAUAUAUAUUUUUUUUAUUUCAAAUCUUUUCUCAUAGAUAUAUUUGCACUUUCCCUCGUGGCAAACGAUAACGUUUAUAUUCUUUGUCAUUGUCUUCCCGAUUUCAGAUAUUCGAUUUAGAAACAAAUCUAUCGACCAAUUAUGUCGGUUGACAUUAAACUUUCGAGAAACGAUGCUCAACCUUGGGGCCUUCGUCUUUCCGGAGGGGUGGAUUUCAGUUUUCCUUUGACAGUCGUCAGGGUAACAAUCGGAGGGCUGGCCGAUAAAGCUGGCUUACGAGCGGGUGACGUGGUGAUCAAAUUGAAUGGAGAACCUAUGCAUCAGCUGACACAUGCCGACGCUCACAAUAGACUUGUCAAUGCUGGCAACGAGUUCGAGCUGACUGUCGCACGAGAUCGUAUAAUCCGUAACGUUCCCCAACAGUAGAACCGCUUUUCAUCCUUUAUCAUUCCCUUACAUCCUUUUCUUUCCUUCUACCCUUCUCGUCAAUUUUCACGAUCGCAUUGUACGAAAGAAAUAGACGCAUAUUUGAAAUAAGAGACCUUUUCAAAUAUUUCGCUAUAGCGGCGAUUUAAUAAUUCGUUUUCACCGAAUAGAAUAAGAAGAAGAAGAAGAAGAAGAAGAAGAAGAAGAAGUUGUUUAUCGAGGCAUGCUCGCGCGGCAUCUGGCAACGUUAACCAAGGUCCAUUCGGAUGAGCUUGCGACAUUCUUGUUUCGUCCAAUGUGCGCUUGAUUGACCUACAUCGCGGUAUACAAUUUGUCAACUAUCGAUCCUAACUCGAAGCGAUCGCCUGGCAACGACAACGGCGUGCUUUUCGACCACUCUCUCGUCCCUUCUCUCUACCUCCCCCCUUCUCCUCCUCUCUCUCUCUCUCUCUCUCUCUCUCUCUCUUUCUCUCUCUCUCUUCGACCACUCGAGAGCGAACCUUUUUAAGAUCCAAUUAGUUGAUCCACUUUGGACGGCAAGAAGCAAACGUUAAGUGCACCUUAUCCGCAAACCUCGAUGCACCACCUUUCCUCUUUCCAAAGAAAAUCGUCCAUUCUCGAGAAGCCCGCUGGUAGGUCUUCGUUUAGAUCAGAUAAUUGAGACAAAAGGACAGCGUUUAUAAUCUCGACAUUAAUAUUAUCGCGAUAUUGAAAGAUUAGACGACGACUCGAAUUUUCUCAGAAUCCUUCAACUGUUUUUUUACCAACGAAAUCUCACCUUCGUUCCUUAUCCUCUCGUAAUCUCUCUCCGUAAGGGGAGAGGCAAAUUGCAAUCCGUGUUUCUUCAAUCGAUAUGCAAUAGUUAUCGAUCAUCGUUGUACAUGCGUCAUUGAAAACUUGGACAUGGGCAGAAAAACGAAACGAUAGUUGUUCACGUGUAUCGCACAUAACUUAAUUUUCUUUUAAUAUAUUAGAUAUCGUUCAUAUAAUAUGACUUUCGUGCUACCAUUAAGCGUGGCACGAUAAACGGUCUUGUGUGUGUAUGUGUGUAUGUGUGUGUGCCAUGUCGCACGCCUUUCGCAUCGUAUCGUAUCAAUAAUUUACACAAAAAUUAUACAAUACAACAUCCUGUUUUCUACUCUUUCAUUACGUUAUAUGCGCGCUUGAUUACACUCACACAACGCAUCUUCUUCUAAAUAAUAUAUUUCUCAUUUCUUUUUCUUUAUUCUCACCGUGUCGCGAUCGGCGAGAGAGGGACUAAGGUUUUGGGAUCGAUAAUAAAAAAGAAAGGACACUUUCGUAGAUACAAGAGGAACACGUAGAAAAAGAAAAACGCAAACUAAGACUAUAACGUAUUCGUAUAAGUAAUAACGCUCACACACGUAGGCGUAUCUCUCUGAUUAAUAUUUUCAUCGACUCUUGAAGUUUCGUCUCUUUUUAAAAAAUCAAUUUAACAUCUGUCGUAAAGAAAGAUGAUAACCAAUGGUCCUUACGAUCGGUCGAUCGUACACGAUCACUCCAAUAUUUUUCGCAGAAAGUGUGCUUGGAAAGUUGACAAUUAUUCCAGUUAAUAUUCCUUCUUUGAUUUCACGUGGUCAAUUAUAUCGAAUUGUAUCGAGUUAUAUCGAUCUCGAAAGAUUACAAGAAUUAUAUAUAGAUACGAUAGGAUAAACUUAUCAGAUCCUUGAGCCCGAUUAUUCCAGAUAUUAUUUUAUUGUUAUUAUUAUUAUUAUUAUUAUUACUAUUAUUAUUAUUAAUCUUAUUAUUCUUAUUCUUAUUCUUAUUCUUAUUCUUAUUAUUAUUAUUAUUAUUAUUAUUAGUAUUAUUAAUAUUAUUAAUAUUAUUAUUAUUAACAUUAUCAUCGUCAUCAUCAUUAUUAUUUAUUAAUUUUGAUAAGCUUAUGGAAAAUGAUAUGUUCGAUUUAUACGUGACACACUCCGUUCGUUCUCUUUAUUUUUUUCUUUUUUUGUUCUUUUUAAUAGUACAAUGAUCAAAACAUGAUCAUCGUCGGUUUCAUGUCUAUUUUCAAAUGACUUUCAAAAAUUUACGAUGAAUUCUCGCAAAUUUAUUUCACAUAUGUUCCUUCUUUCCUUUUUCUUUUUUAUUUAUUCAUUUAUUUUUGUUUCUUAUAUCAUCUCUCACUUUGUCGAGUUUUCGUUUCUUCGUCACAAACAGUUUUAAUAAUUCUUUCGAACUAAAGGGAACUUUAAAGGUUCCAUUAUUUAAAUCACAUCUAAUGCGGAUUAUUACGGCGAUACGAUUAGCGACAUGAUGAGAAUUUCUUAAAGCUUAAUCGCAAAGGUAAGAUUUUCAAAAAAGAUUAACUAUAGAUGUAUAUAUCUAACAUUAUGUAUGAUCAUCGUCUGGACUCGGGUGGCCGUUGUUACUUAUAUUCGAUCCGAUAUAAAGGAUAUAUCAUCGUGAUUUGACAGAUUUAUGCGAGGAAAAAGGAAAACCGUGCUCUAUAUUCAAGGAUCGAGACGUCUAAGAAGUACAACCUAGCCGCCAAAAUUUUUCGAGAAAAAAGAGAGGGAAGCGAGGAAAAGAGAAGAGAAAAGAGAGACACAGAUUCUCUUUCGGCUUAAUCGAAGGAUUUUAACUAACGGACAUGAACGAGGAGAGACGAUAAAUAUCGUUCUCGUCGUCGUUCAGCGAUCGAUCUCGAUAUAUGUAAAUGUGCACUUUGGUAUACGAAUAUACAUUCAUACAUGCAUACAUACAUGCAUACAUACAUACAUACAUACAUACAUACAUACAUACAUACAUACAUACAUACAUACAUACAUACAUACAUACAUACAUACAUAUAUACAUGCAUACAACAUACAUAUUCGUAUAAUUUUGUAUAUAUAAUUGCAUAUACAUACAGGCACGCACGCCGCACGCACGCACUUAGCGUCAUUAUGCACAUCGCGUUUGCGUCCAUUGGUUUUAUAAGAGAUCCUUAUAAAUACGAGCGAGAGGAAAAACGAAAACGAUCUUUCGCGAUCGCAUUUCGUUUUCCUUCUUCUUCUUUUCCUUUUUUUCUCAUAUCAUCUUCUCCAUCCUCUCUCGAACGUAGAAAUAUUGUCAUAAUGUAUAUAGGUACAAUACGGGUCAGGUACAAGAGUAGCAUAUCAGGAUCGAUUUGUCUUAUUUCUUUUUCUUUUCUCUUUCGAAGAGAGGACGAAGAUCGUUCUUUUAUCACAAACCUUUUUUUUUAUCCCGCGAGAACGAGAAUAAUUACAAU
Molecule: messenger RNA, 3712 nt
Organism: Vespa crabro (European hornet)
Lineage: Eukaryota; Metazoa; Arthropoda; Insecta; Hymenoptera; Vespidae
Product: PDZ and LIM domain protein 7-like
Exons: 2
Coding region: 199-483 (94 amino acids)
Biological process (GO): muscle structure development; actin cytoskeleton organization
Cellular component (GO): stress fiber; adherens junction; filamentous actin
Molecular function (GO): muscle alpha-actinin binding; actin binding
Source: RefSeq, a predicted model, not a curated record